GUCCAAAAAUCACUUCCUAAUGGUGCAAAUGUAUUGUCAGUAAUUUUAUAUUCGGAUGCUACGACACGUGAUCACUUAGGAAAGACCAGCGAACAUCCCAUUUAUUUUACACUUGGUAAUAUAGUUAGUUGUCGCAGAAAUAGGCCUUAUGCCAAAAUACUUUUGGGUUAUCUGCCGAUCCUAAAGGCAAAAGAUAUUUCACAAAAGAGGUCAAAGAGUUUUCGGUUAGCCAAGCGAGUCCUUUAUCAAUAUGCUUUAAAUAUAUUGACAUGA
This is a messenger RNA of Rhizophagus irregularis DAOM 181602=DAOM 197198, 273 nucleotides long. The record is from RefSeq and is a predicted model, not a curated record. NCBI's taxonomy places the organism in Eukaryota, Fungi, Glomeromycota, Glomeromycetes, Glomerales, Glomeraceae.